GAGGUUUUGGAAACCUUCUCUUAAAAGUCGAUCUCCUUCGCCCCGUCCUGUUUCUGAAGUGUGAAGCUGUGGUGAAGGCUGGUGGCGAGCAGGGGGAUGCCAGCCAGCAUGCAGCUCCUCAUCAGAUGUAACGGGAGGAUUUUCCUGGCUGUUUGUUUAAUCCUCUUUGUGGGAUAUACGGCACAAGGUGCUCCGAUGCAGAAGGCACGGUACAAGAGAGUGAGGUGCCGACCCGAUGCCUGGUCUGCUAACUGCAUCGAAGAGCAGGGGCCCUGGUUUUACAUGCCCACCGGCGGAGCCAACAGGAUCCUUCCUCCCAUGGCAGACCCAUCCCUGAUGAAGCGGUACCAGGAGCUGAGUGACAUAUUCCCUCUCUCAGAAGAUGAGUCCGGCUCUGGGUCUGACACUGCAGUGGAAGCAGAGCCAGCCUCUGGCUCAGGGUUUGGUGACAGCGAUGGCUUCUCCAAGGCGAAGCUGUCCACCUUCCUACAGGGUCUGCAAGAUGGCAAGCUGCAGCAAAAGCUAACCGAAGAGGAUCUGCUGCUGUAG
This is a messenger RNA of Dryobates pubescens (Downy woodpecker), 549 nucleotides long. RefSeq names its product serglycin (gene SRGN). The transcript has 3 exons. The coding region runs from base 97 to 549 and encodes 150 amino acids. Lineage: Eukaryota; Metazoa; Chordata; Aves; Piciformes; Picidae. The record is from RefSeq and is a predicted model, not a curated record.